AUGGAAACAGCGGAAAACCGCGUCGGUGCGAAUCGCAAGCAGCAAAACAAACAGCAAGUUGGCAAAAAUCUGAGUGUUUCAUUUCAGAAGUUUAGUGCAGAGCGCCCCGAAGAGAUUCUUAAAGCGCACGUAGACGAAUGUCCUACAGCGUUGGCUCAAUAUGUGAACGACUUUGCGUUUCGCUCCGAAAAGUGUGCCUUGGAGAGGUUGGAAAACAGCCCAGAAUUUUUACAGUGUGCCUCAUGGAGCGUUUGUUUAGACUCUUUUGGGUUUCGUGAAACUUGCAAUAACGAGCUACCGUUGGCACUCAAAUCGAUAGCAUUUACUGAACCGUUUCCGAAACCCGAGCAUGUUAACGGAGUAAACUUUCAGAUGCUCUACCUCAACUUGGCAUGCAUGAUGAUGGGUCAGCCUAUAAGGGGUAUGAAUGCGUCGACAAGAAAGGUGUUGAAAGACGUUUAUGAGCAAACGGUCCUCAAAAUAUCGCAAACGGAUCACAACGAAGACAUAACCUUACUGCACGAAAAAUUGAAAACAAUGGCUCCUCCACAGAAAUCGAAACGAAAAUUGCCGAUAACGAAAGACUUGAAAACGUUUUUCGCUGAUCCAAACAUAAAUCCCUUUAAAAUUCCCAUGGAGAAGAUAGUGAAAAAGGAUGGAACAAUUUCGAAAUGAGAAGCAUUUGUCAGUAUUUGAUUGUUUGGUUGCUUCAUUAACAUUAAGAGAGAAGAAAAACAUUAAAAUAUACCAAGUUUUCAAUAAAUUACAAACUCGUAACAGUGAAAUCACGCUGUGGUUGUUUAUUAUUUUUAAUCAUUUGAUCAUGGUUAUGACAAAUCUUGGUAUAGGUAGUUAACAUUUCUUUUCGACAUCAAACUCAGUUCUUUUACAUCAAGAUCUUAAGAAUGGUUGUAGAACGUCGUUUUCCACAUUUUUGUUAAAUAGUGCUGGUCAGGAGUGGUAGCAUACAUCAUCCAAUUGAUCGACAUUGU
Molecule: messenger RNA, 992 nt
Organism: Anopheles bellator
Lineage: Eukaryota; Metazoa; Arthropoda; Insecta; Diptera; Culicidae
Exons: 2
Coding region: 1-675 (224 amino acids)
Source: RefSeq, a predicted model, not a curated record